Molecule: messenger RNA, 709 nt
Organism: Malania oleifera
Lineage: Eukaryota; Viridiplantae; Streptophyta; Magnoliopsida; Santalales; Ximeniaceae
Product: snakin-2-like
Exons: 3
Coding region: 247-540 (97 amino acids)
Source: RefSeq, a predicted model, not a curated record
CGCCAGCUUUGCAUGCAUUCAUUCUACUACUUUUAAUUCUCCCCCACCACCUGUCCUCCAUACCACCUGCAUGCCCUAUAAAAACCAAACCUCUCAUCAUCUUUUACCAUAACGACUCUCACUUUCUCUUCUCUUUCUCUUCAUUGCCACCACUAGCUAGCAGUUCUUUUCUUCUUCAGCUUACUUCAAAGAUACAGUACUACCUAGCUAUCGAAUUCAUAUUUCCAGCGAGCUUAAUUGCUGGCAAUGGCGAUUUCCAAGGCCCUUAUCAUCAUCAUCAAUGCUCUGCUCCUCCUCUCUCUUCUUAAUAUCAACAACGCCACCGCCCAGGUUGGUUCUCCGGUGGGACCUAAUAUCGAUUGUGGGGCGGCAUGCUCUGCCAGGUGCCGGUUAUCGUCGAGGCCGAAUCUGUGCCAGAGAGCCUGCGGAACUUGCUGUGGCCGCUGCAACUGCGUCCCUCCCGGUACUUCCGGCAACCUCGACACCUGUCCCUGCUACGCCAACAUGAAAACCCACGGCAACCAGCGCAAGUGCCCUUAGAAGCCACUCCCAUUUUACCUUAGUCAUUCCCCAACAGAUUAUCGAAACGGCACGACGGCUCCGCCGCUGUCAAUUUAUUUAAUUUGGGAUUCAAAUAAAUGUUUGAGAUUACUGUUGACAAGACACAAAUCACAAGAUAAGUUAUCUAAUGAGGAAUGUUUUAGGUACA